AUGAGGAAAAUCUUCAAAUUGGCGGACAAAGAAAUAAUAUUUGGACACAAAAUUUGCCAGACCCAUGAAGCUAAGUACCUUUGCAUAGAAGAACUAUAUCAGAAAUUUUACAGACCCAAUUGUUACGAUAUUGGAGGAACAUAUAUAAAUGACGUCCCGGAUUUUUGGUUUAUAUACAAAACUGAAAUUAUAGGAAAGCUAUUUCUUUUCCAUUUAUACGUUACCAAGCGCCAGGCUUGUUCAUUUAUUGUCUCUGUUAGCUGCACCAGUGACAUAAUUUGUGCACCAAAGCAAAAUGCAGCAUUCUUACCAUCUAAACUUGAAAAUUUCCCAUUUAAUGGCCUUAAUACUCAAGGAUAUGUCACGACAUAUAGUUUUACCGAAGUCGAUGUUGAUAUACUGAAAGGAAAGAAAUUGUAUAUACCAGUUUCAUUUAGUAUGGAUAAACCUCUCAGUGAACUCGCUGAGACUAUGAAAGAAAACCACAACUAUAAAUAUCUGUUACACGACCCUGUCGGCUCUGAUUUUGUUAUUGAAUCAGCAGAUGGAUACAAAUUUAAUGUGCAUCGAAGCCUACUCUGUGCAAAUAGUGAAGUUUUUAGGGCUAUGUUAAAAGAUGAAACAGCUGAGAGUAUGAAUGGCUAUGUUAAGAUGGUUGAUAUAAAUAAAGAUGACCUUAAAGACAUCAUUGAAUUUAUGUACACAGGAACAAUAGAGAAUUUGUUGGACUGCAACUUCUAUAAUAUCUUCAUACUGUGCAACCAAUACGAUCUACAAGGGUUGAAAGAAUUAGCAGAGAGUGCAUUAAUAUUUCAGAUCAAUGAUGACAAUGUUAUUGAAACUCUAUCCUUGGCAGAUCUUCACAACUCAGAAGCAGUCAAACUGGCAGCCAUGAAAUAUAUCAAAAUGAACAAAAUAUUAGUUAACUCUGAUGUACUGGAUGAAUUGAAUAAUGUAGAACUUGUCAAAGAGAUUUGCGAAUUCCUUUUGAUAUGA
This is a messenger RNA of Danaus chrysippus (African queen), 996 nucleotides long. The record is from the annotation of a GenBank genome assembly. Lineage: Eukaryota; Metazoa; Arthropoda; Insecta; Lepidoptera; Nymphalidae.